GCGUCCAGACUCGCGCCCUGCUCUCUCCCCCGCCUCUAGGGAGCUGCUCGCGGACCGCCGCGUCCCGGGGCUCCUGCUCGAUGCCAUGAAACUGACCGUGAAGAAACAGCGGAGGAAGAUCAAGGCCAAGAUGCUGGGGACCCCCGACGCCCCGGGGAGCAGCGAUGAUGACGAUGAUGACGAUGACGCCUCUUGGUUGCCGCCUCCUGGCGUGGAGGGGACGAGCCCACCCUCACCCCCUGGAUCCAGAAUCAGGAGUUUCUUCAGCUUUUGGUAUUGGGGAAACCCAGAGCCUUCCUCAGAGCUCCCACAAACUGAAGACCUCACCCACCCCCAGGAGGAGCCGCCACCGCCUCCCCCUGCGUCCUCGGCGGGGACCCCAUGAUCACCGGCCUGACCAGCCCUGGCUCAGUUCUUUCAACAAACAUGGCAGAUUGUGGGCUUCUGGGCAAGCAGCCCCUUCGUUCCUGUCUAUCCCCAGCUCUGUGAAUGCCUGCCACGGAGCAGGUGCCUAAUAAAUGUUUGUUGUCCGAC
Messenger RNA from Gracilinanus agilis (Agile Gracile Mouse Opossum), 534 nucleotides. RefSeq names its product rab-interacting lysosomal protein-like. The record is from RefSeq and is a predicted model, not a curated record. Lineage: Eukaryota; Metazoa; Chordata; Mammalia; Didelphimorphia; Didelphidae. Bases 86 to 385 code for a protein of 99 amino acids. The transcript is spliced from 3 exons.